Molecule: messenger RNA, 806 nt
Organism: Alligator sinensis (Chinese alligator)
Lineage: Eukaryota; Metazoa; Chordata; Crocodylia; Alligatoridae
Gene: NR2C2AP
Product: nuclear receptor 2C2 associated protein
Exons: 5
Coding region: 1-432 (143 amino acids)
Source: RefSeq, a predicted model, not a curated record
AUGGUCACCCUCAGCCGCGCCGGGCCUGCCAAGAACAGCCCCUUGGACCAGCGACGGAGCCACCGCUGCUGGCGGGAGCAAGCAUGGGUGAGCUCCGUGCUGCACCGCGACGCGAAGCAGUUUGGGAAGAAGCACAUGUUUGACGGGAGCGAGGAGACCUGCUGGAGCUCGGACCAGACCGUCCAGGUUUCCCGGCUCCAGCUGCAGUUCCAGGGCGGGUUUGCCUGUCGGUUGUGCACGCUGGAAGGCUGCAGGAAGGGUGAGGAGCUGGUGAAGAUACUGGAUUUCUACCCCGAUGACGUUCAUGCCCUGCAGAGCUUCCCGGUGCAGGGAGCCACGCUGGACAGGUUGAGAAUCACCUUUGCCAGGAGCACAGACUUCUUCGGGAGGAUUGUCGUGUAUCACCUCAGCGUGCUUGGGGAGAAGCUAUAAUGUGGGGAAGGGGUCGCGCCAGGUGGGUCUCUCCUACAUGCUAUUGUGCCAGCCAGGUCCCUGGACCUGGGCACAGGGGCCUAAAUUAACUGGAAACAGCAGCUUGGAGCAGACCGGGGAUGCUCUGUCAGCGCAUCUCACCAGGGAGCGACUGAUCAGGGUGAGGUUGCAGGACCUGCUGCACCCCUGCGGGCUCGGGGCACAGAGAGCACCACUCCACCCCUGGAUCCCAGCCUCACGUGGGCCCUUGCUGGUAAAUCUGUGAAUUAACGGCAUGCUCGGUGGAGGCCUCUGCCAGAUGCAGCUCCUGUUAAUGGUGGAAUAAACACGCGUGGCUCUGAGCUGGGGCAAGCGAGAGGUUUUGCGAUUUAAAA